CUUCACCGACAGCUGUGAAGACCGGCGUGACGGCGCAAUGUUGCGGUUCCGAUCGUGGAGGAGAGCGUUCUUCAGUAGUACAAGGAACAAGCAAUGGAGACGUAUGAGCACCAGGACAGUGGUGAUGAGCUUCGGGGACGGGACCCACGGGGCUUUGGGGUUGCCGUCGUCACUGGUGGGGCCGGGUAUCGGCGGCGAGGAUGCGUACGAGCCGACCAAGAUCCCAGGCCUACCCUCAGAUGUGACCAGUGUUAGCGCCGGCCACUACCACUCCCUCGCCGUCACCUCUCAGGGCCAGCUCUGGGCUUGGGGCCGAAACCACGAGUCCCAGCUCGGCCGCGGCCCUUCUUCCCCUCGGGAUUCGUGGAAUCAGCCGAAGAUGGUAUUGGGACUGGACCGAGUGAAUGUCCGAGCCUCAUUUGCUUCCGGGGUUGUUUCUACAGCCAUUGGAGAUGAUGGGUCCCUUUGGGUGUGGGGGAAGUCCAAACGCGGGCAGCUUGGUCUCGGGAAGGACGUCACCGAGGCUAUCGUACCUUCCCGUGUCAAACCACUUUCUGGAGAAAAGAUAGCAAAGGUUUCAUUCGGCUGGGGACAUGCUCUUGCAAGGACCGAGGAUGGGAAACUGUAUGGUUGGGGUUAUUCAGCAGAUGGUAGGAUAGGCAAGGUUGGGAAAACUCUUGAGACUUCUUUGUUAGAAUCGAAUGCUGAUAUGUCAGGUUCACAGUUAUCGAGUUCGUCUGUGCAAGAAAUUGCAGAGAAGAGGGUUUUGGACGGGAUGGAGAAGGAGAAAGACUUGCCAAUUGUAUGGGAACCUCAUCUCGUGGAAGAGACCCGAGGUUUCGAAGUCAUUGAUAUCUCGUGUGGCCUGGACCAUUCUCUUGUUGUUUGCAGAAAUGGCAGUCUACUAAGCUGUGGGAGCAACUUUUAUGGUCAGCUUGGGAGAAGGAAUGCGGAUUUGGGAUUAUUUCCGGUCGAGUUAAGUUCACAUCCCAUAUGUAUUGCAUCGGGGCUUGGACAUUCUCUGGCAAUUUGCAGUAAAGGGUCACCAGAUGUUUCAGAAGAGUCAAGAGACAUCUUCUCUUGGGGAUGGAGUCAGAGCUCUCAACUCGGUAGGACUGGCCCAGAGGACGUUCCAUCAGUAGUCCAAGGACUCGAGGAAGAAACUCCAGUGUCAGUCUCGGGCGGGCGGGUGCAUUCUGUUGUUCUCACUUCAAAAGGAGAGGUGUGGAUUUGGGGCUGUGGCCGAAAUGGGCGGCUCGGUCUGGGAAGCUCAAACGAUGAGAGCGAACCAAUUCCAAUAGAGUCCCUGGAAGGUAUUGAAGUCCUGCAGGCCGUCUCGGGUUUCGAUCAUAAUCUCGUGCUAGUAGCUGAGUAGUGUCCCAUUUGGUUGUGCCACUCCAACUGAAAAUAAUUGGAGCAGCGGUUGCAAUACCGAGCAAGUCCAGACUCUGGUGUCUGUCCAAGGAUAAAGGUCUUUGCCGCCUCAACCUGAUCUUUAGGCUCUAAGUUACUCAUAGACACUUGCUGUGGAAAAUUGAAUGGACCGGGUUUUUCACAGCCAAAGGUUUAACGCUACAAGCUAGUAUAACUACUAUAAGUUUCCGGAUCCGCUAUGAAAAACCCGAGUUCCAGUGUCAUACAGGGGGUUUAUCUUUAUGUGCACAGGUUGAUAGCUAUGCCAAGUAUCUCGACUCUAGGUCAUGGGCGAAGGAGGGGACCGAUGGAUCACCGGGUGGUGGGGCUCCCUUUCGUGCGGAAGUCUUUACUUAAUCAUGAAGUAAAUUUUACUUGCCAAUGAAGUAAAUACAAAAUGAGUUCAAUCUGAAUUCUA
Messenger RNA from Punica granatum (pomegranate), 1831 nucleotides. The record is from RefSeq and is a predicted model, not a curated record. NCBI's taxonomy places the organism in Eukaryota, Viridiplantae, Streptophyta, Magnoliopsida, Myrtales, Lythraceae.